Lotus japonicus is the source of this 2505-nucleotide messenger RNA. RefSeq names its product serine/threonine-protein phosphatase 7 long form homolog. Lineage: Eukaryota; Viridiplantae; Streptophyta; Magnoliopsida; Fabales; Fabaceae. The record is from RefSeq and is a predicted model, not a curated record. Gene Ontology annotation, biological process: meristem maintenance; meristem development. The coding region runs from base 1186 to 1836 and encodes 216 amino acids. The transcript is spliced from 4 exons.
AUAUUUGUUCUGAUCGUCUCACAAAUAUUCUUUAGCUCAGUUUUUACUCAUUUCUUUGUCAAUGGAUCAUUUUAAUUUGCUCAAAGUGAUCCAAACUUAUAUUUCAUUAUUUCAUAGAGUCUCUCAUAAUUUUUGGUAAAGUAAUAUAUCAACUCUAUAUUUUUCUCUUAACCUUGUGAGCUAAAUUCUUCAGUGUCUAAAUCAAUUCGUACCGGUUUUAUAAAUAUCUUCCCUAAAUAUCUAGUAAUCCAUCCUCAUCCUCUGUGACUCACGUUCACUCCCUCCUUCUUUUUCAUUGUCACGUUUCUUUCUUUCUUGCAGCAGACCAUAAUCUUUCUUUCUUAUCCUUCUUCUUCUCUAUUUUCUAUAUAUAAGUAUAUAUCUGGUACCACUCUCUUGUCCACUCACGCUGCUCUCUUUCAAUUCAGAUUGCAUUAGCAUUCAUUACAAUUCCAAAUUCUCUCUUGUUCACUUUCGUUUUCUCUUUACAGCAAACCUCAUCAUGUUCCAUUUCUUCUUCCUCUAUCUUUUUCUCUCUUUUCCUUCCCCUGGGCAGCAUAAAAAAACGCACAUCAUGGUCCCUUUUCCUCCCUCACGUGAUUCCUUUCUUGUGCAGCACCAUCAUCUUCAUCUUCCAAUUUUAUGGGUACGAAGGACGAAAGCGCAUUGCGACGAAGCUAAAGAAUAGAAGGAAGCAAGCCGACGCGGAAAACAAAGAUGUGAUAGGAUUGGAGUUGCAGUUUAGGAAGAAAAUUGGCUAAGAUAGCGAGAAUGAAGGGCGGGAGGAAGAGGUCACGACAUGCUUCUACUAGUGAGGAUCCAGCGGAUCGAUACGAGCGCUUGCAUGCUUCUACCAGGCGCGGCGACCAUAUUGCAGCCACUCAGGCGGUAGAGGCUUCAGCUCCGUCUCCAUCCCCAUCUGCUACUCCGGUCGAGGCUCCGUUAGCUACCCCGGCUCCAUCUGCUACUCCGGUCGGGGCUCCGUCAGCUACCCCCGCUCCGUCUGCUACUAGGGCUCCGGCUGAGCUGGACCCUGCUCCGUUGUCUCUGAUGGCUGAGUUACCUCGUCAGGAGACAUCUUCUUCUGAGCCUAGUGGCGAGGAGUCUUCUUCUUCUUCUUCUGAGCUUAGUGGUGAGGAGGAGGAGCCUCUUAUUUUGUAGGAGGAGAUUGAUGCUGCUGAUGUUAUGCCAGAUGUGGUGCCAGAGGGCGGUGCAGAGGGCGGUGCGGAUGACGACCUCAUCCAGAGGGUGGCACCGUUUCCCGGGGGGCCUGAGAAUCUGUCGCUUCUUGCGCAUUAUCCUGACCACAAGGCUCCUUGGACGUGGCAGGCACUUCUUCGCACAGACCCGCGGUACGUGGACCGUCGGACAUUGAGGGUGGCCACUGUUGGGGGGAAGGUAUGGAACCUCCCCUGUGAUGGCGAUUCAGAGGCCCACACACAUGUGCGACAGCUGCUGCAGCAGACGGGUUUGUAUCACCUGCCUUGGUGCGGGUUACCGGAGACAGACCCAGCUGUCGUACUGGCCCUUGUUGAGAGAUGGCAUGAGGAGACGAGUAGCUUCCACAUGCCGUUCGGGGAGAUGACUAUCACCCUGGACGAUGUGUCUGCUCUUCUCCAUCUUCCCACAGGGUCGAGGUUCUACACUCCGGGCAGAGGGGAGCGAGACGAGGUUGCAGCGCUCUGCGCCCAGCUCCUGGGAGGAUCUGUUGCUGCUUAUCUGGCUGAGUUUGAGGCGGCGGGUGGCCAGAACAUUCGGUUCAUUACUCUGAAGACCAUGUACACGUCUGCUAUGGAUGGGGACGCUAUGAGGAUGCUGCUAGGAUCUGGCUGGUGAACCAGCUUGGUGCCACCCUCUUUGCCAGCAAGCUUGGUGUCUACUGGAUCGGGAUGCUUGAGGACCUCGAUCGCGUGUCGGAGUACGCGUGGGGUGCGAUUGCGCUGGCUUCGUUGUACGAACAGCUGAGUCGUGCAUCCCGCAGGAAGACAGCGCAGAUCGGUGGGUUCACCUCCCUCGUGCUGUCAUGGGCGUAUGAGUACAUAUCCAGCAGCGUCAUUAUUAGGACGGAGGUCCCCGGCUACACACAGGACCAGCCUAGGGCGCAGCGGUGGUCCACGUCUUGGAUCGCGCAUUCCGGACUCGAUGAGAGACGAGUCAUGCUCGAUGAGCUUACAGUGGAUGAUAUCACAUGGACCCCUUUUGAGGACCAUCGAGAUGUUCGACCGCGGGAUCCCAGGGCCCUCUAUUCCGGCUACAUCCGGACACCUUACGGCCGGUCUGUGAGCCGACAUCUACCAGAGCGGGUUAUGCGCCAGUUUGGCUUCAUACAGGACAUCCCUCGACACCCCUCUGAGAUCCAGACGACGGGGUCCCUUGCUGAGACCACAGAUGCUGCCUAUGCUGAGUUUGAGCCGCACCUCCGCCCUUAGGGGAUACCUGCUACAUAUCCGGGAGAGGCGGUGGAGGGUUACAUGAGGUGGUAUAGCAGAGUGUCACAUGUGUUCA